Molecule: messenger RNA, 1356 nt
Organism: Mastomys coucha (southern multimammate mouse)
Lineage: Eukaryota; Metazoa; Chordata; Mammalia; Rodentia; Muridae
Gene: Spata31f3
Product: family with sequence similarity 205 member C
Exons: 5
Coding region: 64-1038 (324 amino acids)
Source: RefSeq, a predicted model, not a curated record
AAUUCAGAGGCAUUUCAUUCUAACACCCUGGAAGCCUAGGAGAGGGAUGACUAGGGAAGCUGAAUGAUGUUGGCCCCUUCUUUUAUUCUGUGGAAUGUGGGAAGCUCGGUAUAUACAUAUGGAUCUCUCUUCAUUAUUGCCCUCCUCAUUUGGCAUGUGAAAAGGAGCCACCGAGGAUUAAGGUUGGGAACUAUCAAGAGCUGUACCAAGUGUUUCCGAAGAAUCAAACAAAAGCCUAGUGACAGAAUGACAAGAGCUAAGAGAACAUCCAAGGAAGAAAGUGAGAAGCUGCAGAAGCUGCUCUCGAUCAUGAAAAGCCAGGGCUGGUUCCCUCAAGAAGGAAGUGUGCGGCGGCUCCUGUGCUCAGAUUCCUCUUGCCCAAUCUGCAAUGCCAUGUCUCUGGAAAUCCAGCAGUUGCUGGGGGUUGAGAACAAAAAGACCCCCUCCAGUCUACUGAGGCCUUCACAUAGCUUCUCUUGCCUGGAGGCCUUGUCUUCAUCCAAAGUGUCGUUGGACCAGAGUUCAGAGCUCAGUUCCCAACGCUCCAGAAACAUUUCAUUGCCAUCCAAGUUCACGUUGCCACAAUCAACAGCUCAGAAAUCUACUCUGUCGCCUGUUCCACCUGCUGGCGACUCUGUCCUCCAGUGUUACCAAUCUCCCCAGCAAAAGCAGGAGCCUAAAGGGAUAAAUGCCUUCCAGGAUGUAAGCAGUCUGUCAUCUUCAAGUACAGACGUGCCUGCGAACCAACAAAAGAAGAGGAAGAAAACCAAGAAACUUGUCCUGAAGAGCCAAGAAGCAGCACCCUCAGAAGCUGAAAUGGAAAACAAGAUGACGUUCUUUUCUCACUGGGUUAACCCUGAAGUGAAAUGCGACAGACCAGAAGAAACCAUUGCCUUCCCUAAGUCUGAGAUGGGAGCCAAACCGGAGACUGGAGAGCCCAAGAAGAAUUCUGUCAAAGUCCGAGUAGAGGGAUCCAACAUGGAGAAACCUGCCAAUGACCCGAAAGCCAAGCAUCUCCAUGCUAAGAGGAACGUUUGACUUUCCUUGACUCCCACAGUGCCUGCACAGCUCCAGCAACACCCCUUCAGCCCAACCAGCCCUGGGCCCCAUGGCUACUCCCACAACUGCUUCAAAACUGUCUACAACUAGUGUCAACCAGGUAGGAAAUCCGUGCCAGAUCUCCUCUCAGAAGGCCCUGGUUUACACAGAGGAUAAGCAUGUCAAGCAAAAAGAGUCCAUAGGCUCCCAAAGCUCUGCGUCCUCCCUGACAAAGGCUGUCAACCAUCAUUUCUACUCCCAAGCAAGUAUGCCAUGAUGUUCUCCAAAUAUACUGUAUACCUAUAAAGCAAAGAACUG